Penicillium digitatum Pd1 is the source of this 966-nucleotide messenger RNA. RefSeq names its product PEX28-32 family peroxisomal membrane protein. Gene Ontology annotation, cellular component: peroxisomal membrane. Lineage: Eukaryota; Fungi; Ascomycota; Eurotiomycetes; Eurotiales; Aspergillaceae. Gene Ontology annotation, biological process: peroxisome organization. The record is from RefSeq and is a predicted model, not a curated record.
AUGCGGGAUCUACAGAAUUGCAUGGCUGAUUUCUCAGACGCCCACGAUGCAGCUAUCUCUGUUGUUGCGCCGUUGACGGAUUUCUCCAAUGAGAAGCUCUCUUCAAUUAUCUUUCUUGGAUGCACAAUUGCCACGGCAGUAUUGUUUAUCAGUGCACACCUGCUCCCCCUCAAAAUUGUGCUGCUUGUUGGCGGCAAUGCGUUGGUUCUCGCAAUCCAUCCAACGGUAGGGCAAUUUAUCUUCGCUCUGGUGCAAGAUAUGACAGGUGGAGAUUCCAUCAACACGGGUUCGGAUGAGAAAGAUGGGUUCGCCUCUUCAGUCCCUGCAGAUCCAUCUGCAGCGAUGUCGGCCUUGGAAAAGCUUGCAGACAUCUCCUUGGACACAUAUCCCGAAGAGCGGGAGGUGGAAAUAUUUGAGUUGCAGCACCGGACUCCAGGAACGUCAGAGUCUGGGUGGGAGAGCUUCCUAUUUAGCCACGCCCCAUACGACCCGUUAUCACCACCUCGAAUCGCCGGGGAUCGACCUCGUGGAUGCCGAUUCUUUGAGGAUGUCCGUGCCCCACGUGGCUGGGCUUGGAAGAGUAAAAAGUGGGAACUCGACCUAGACUGCCGUGAGUGGGUGGUGGAGCGCAUGAUCACCAGUGUUGGGUUCGAGAUCCCAGACGUAAAUGCCAAAGGCAACGCCAUUGUGGGAGAAGUUGGUGGUUGGGUUUGGGACUUGCCUCCAACUCGGCAGGAGUCAGAUGAUGAUUUGACGUCAGCCUACGGAGACCUGCCUGAUUCACUGUCCACCAAGGAGACCAAGGGCAAGGGGAAGGAGAAGGCUAAAUCACGGGAUUGGGAGGAAGGGAAUGCGUCCUACGGAGUGGGAGAAUGGAGACGUCGACGAUGGGUACGAGUGGUGCAACGAAUAAGCCUUCCGCCGGCGGAGGUUGUCACCUACUCGACGCUUAGUAGUAACAGCUAA